This is a messenger RNA of Lactuca saligna, 1695 nucleotides long. Lineage: Eukaryota; Viridiplantae; Streptophyta; Magnoliopsida; Asterales; Asteraceae. The record is from the annotation of a GenBank genome assembly.
GGUUACACGAAGAUGAUGAAGUAUACGAUGAUCGGUUUUCAGCUUCUGUUUAAGGUAUGGAUUUUGGAGACAUUUCCAGAAGCUUUGAGGUUUACGCAUCACACAAAAAAUGAAAUUCCAAGAAUAAGGGCAUGGAGAAUAAAAACACAAUUAUCUGUCAAGCAAUGUUUACGUAUAUUAGACGUUUCAGUGGAAAAUAACAUCCCACGUGUUUUUGAACCAAUGUCUGUUGAGAUCCAUUUUCCAUUCUUUGUGCGUUAUAUAAAUUGGACUCUAGACAAAGUGCAUUCGUCACCGCAACAACAGAGUCCUACUAAGGAGCGGUCUCCAUCACUGCAACAACAUAGUCCUCCUAUGCAGCGGUCUCCAUCACCUCACCCGUCUCAAUUUCAGGGAGCAGACUACACCUCAGACUCUCAUUUUCGGGGAGUAGAUUACACCUCGGCCUCUCAUUUUCAAGAAACAUGCCACAUAUCUCUAGAAGACAGUAAAAUAGACAAGUUAUUGGGUGUUGUUACUCAAUUUAAAACCACAAUCGAGCACUUUGGGAAGAGAAUGGAUAAUUGGGAAAAGAUAAACAAUUUGACGUGGACGACAUGGAAAAUGUGGAUGCUGGGGAAGCAUUUUUUUCGUGGUUUGGAUCCAGAGUCAGGCCAUACGUAUGUGCAAACACCACCGCCUGUUGUUGUAGUUAAGGAUAACACACUUACACUGUUAAAAAGGCGGGUUUCGUUGAUGGAACCAUUGAAGAACAGAAAAGGGAAAAAACCACAUAUGCCCAAUAAUGUAGAAAAAAGACCAUUACUAUUGGACGUUUUGCAGAGAUAUUUGGUUAUCUGGAAGUCCCUACUCAAGGAAAUAAAUACGCCAACUGGUAGGUGGACGAUUAUUAAUUCUGAAGGCACGACUUUGGAACCUGGGAAACAACAUUAUUUGAGGCGUGUAGCAGCCGGGAUGGUUGAUGGACCACAUUGGAAGGAUAUUGAUCGGGAAAAAGUAAAAGAAGGAGAAAGAGGAGAUUGUGGAGUUUUUGUGUACAUGUUCAUGAAAAUGCUUGCAUCGGGUGUACCAGUGGAGACACAUAAUGAUAAAGAAGCAAAAGUGGGCAUAACUGAAUUACAAUGUCAAAAUUUGUUCGAGUUUGGAGAAGUUCCUGAAAUUGAUGAUCGAAGAUGUGAGGAAAAAUCAAAUGAAGGGUGGUCGGAUGAUGAGUACACACAACGAAAAAUUGCUUUUAAUCCAUGGUAUUGUAUUCCUUCUAUUCCUGAUUGUCUAGAACCUAUUCUUGAACCUAGACCAUUUCACAGUCUAGGUCCGAAUGAUAAAUUAAUUGUCAAUCAAACCUAUUACACCAAAAAAGACCUAGCAUUUGUUAUUAAAUUCAAAGUCGUUAGAGAAAAGUUUCAGAUAAAGGUUGAAAAAUCUUCAAAAUCUCAGUACCAGGUUGUUUAUACGUGCUUUCAAAGAGGGUUGUAUAAAAGUUAUAUAGUGAGAGUUACUGAUGGGUGCUCAUUUGAAGCAGUACAGAGACCAGCUGCAUGGCUAGCCAUGGAGACAAUAUCAUGCCUAUUGGAUAUGGAAUGUUUCCCAAAAGAGAUUACGGAUUCUUGGACAUGGUUUCUUGAAAAACUACAUGAAUGCAUUGGUGAUGUGGAAGGUCUGACAGAUAGGGCACCCAAAAUUGCUGAAACAUAG